CGCCGUGGGCGGGUGGAUGGCCUGUUUAUAAACCCAGAUCUUUCCUCGUGGGCGGGAACAGCAACAGUAGAGAGUGAAAGCGCAGGGGGAGAGUGAGAGAGACGGUGGAGAAGAAGAGGCUGUGGUGGCGGCUGUGGCUGACCGGGGAUUGCGGAGGGGGCGAGGCGGCCGCCCCUGAAUGCCUCUUCAACCGCGCAUGGACGACCACCUCAGCCUCCUGCAAUCACCCCCGCCGAGCGUUGCCAAAACCCAGGGCGAUAAUCUGGUGAACCACGGAUACACCGAGACAGAGACCGACGUGAUGACGGUGGUCGCGUGUGACAACAUGCUAGAAGAGUCGGCAGCUCUCCCGGGCCACCACUCUCUGGACCGAUAUGAACCGGAUCACGAAUGCUGCGAGAGGGUGGUCAUCAACAUCUCGGGGUUACGCUUCGAGACCCAGCUCAAGACUCUCUCCCAGUUUCCAGAGACCCUGCUGGGGGACCCCAAGAAGAGGAUGAGGUACUUUGAUCCUCUCAGAAACGAGUACUUUUUUGAUCGAAAUCGACCCAGCUUUGACGCUAUUCUUUAUUACUAUCAGUCUGGCGGGCGCAUCAGAAGACCCGUUAACGUGCCCAUUGACAUUUUCUCUGAGGAGAUCCGCUUCUAUGAGCUGGGUGAGGAGGCUAUGGAGAAGUUCAGGGAGGAUGAGGGCUUUAUAAAAGAGGAGGAGCGACCGUUGCCAGAGAAUGAAUUUCAAAGACAGGUGUGGCUGCUUUUUGAAUACCCAGAGAGUUCGGGACCCGCGCGGGGCAUAGCAAUAGUGUCUGUCCUGGUUAUUCUCAUCUCUAUUGUCAUCUUCUGCUUAGAGACACUGCCAGAGUUCAGGGACGACAACAGGGAUCCAAUCACCAUUGCACCUGUGAUUAAUGGCACACUCCCGUAUUUCACCAGCCCAUUCUCUGACCCUUUCUUUGUUGUAGAGACGUUGUGUAUUAUUUGGUUCUCAUUCGAGCUGUUGGUGCGCUUUUUUGCGUGCCCUAGUAAAGCCACGUUCUCCAAAAACAUCAUGAAUAUUAUUGACAUUGUGGCUAUCAUUCCCUAUUUCAUCACUCUGGGCACAGAGCUGGCAGAGAGACAAGGAAACGGACAGCAGGCCAUGUCAUUAGCCAUUCUGCGCGUAAUUAGGCUUGUUCGGGUAUUUCGCAUCUUCAAACUCUCGCGUCACUCCAAAGGGCUCCAGAUUUUAGGACAGACUCUGAAGGCCAGUAUGCGUGAGCUGGGUCUCCUCAUCUUCUUUUUGUUCAUCGGUGUCAUCCUCUUCUCAAGUGCUGUCUAUUUUGCUGAAGCAGACGACCCAGAUUCGGGAUUCAGCAGCAUCCCAGACGCAUUUUGGUGGGCUGUUGUCACCAUGACUACCGUGGGCUACGGGGACAUGCACCCCGUGACAAUCGGGGGAAAGAUUGUGGGGUCUCUCUGUGCCAUCGCUGGUGUGUUGACCAUUGCUCUGCCCGUGCCUGUCAUCGUCUCUAAUUUCAACUACUUUUAUCACAGGGAGACGGACGGGGAAGAGCAGGCACAGUACCUGCACGUGGGCAGCUGCCAGCCUCUCGCGGACACAGAGGAGCUGAGGAAGUCUCGCUCCUCUUCCUCACUCAGCAAGAGCGAGUAUAUGGUGAUAGAGGAGCACGGGAUCAACAGCGCGUUCAAACAGCAGCCCAACUUCCUCACCACCACGCCAAACAACUCGCAGAAUUGUGUGAAUUAUAUAAACAAAAAGAUUUUCACCGACGUGUAGCCAAUUAGUGUCAUAGUUCUGAACGCAGGAAGGGGUAGUGUGUAAACACACAGCUGUUUCUGUCGCUAUGCUACGGCGUGCGGAAGCAGUGGUAUAUCAGAUGAAUAAACAAAGGAAUAAUGAGGGAGGGAAAGAAAAAUCCUGUCUGUUCAGAGACGUGGCUUUGUGCUCCAUUAAAAAAAAAAAAAAUGUCCUUUUCAUUUCGGUGAUGAGGAUUCAUAAUUCAGUUUUACUUUCGCGCUUGGAGAUAAAGAGCUCAUUUAUAAUUAGCUCAAAUAUUAGGUCUACUAUUCUUCUGUAAGUUAGGGAAUUGACCUAUUGUGCGUUGUGAAAUAGCCAAUACAUUAUCACAACAGGUAGUAGAAGCUUUAUAACUGUGAAAGGUGAGUACACGUAUGGUACUCACAUUGUAUUAACAUGUGUUAUGAGUCGUGAUUCGUCAGUCAUAGCCUAUGUAUAAUAUUCUGAAUCAUUUAAAUAUGUUUGAGUGUUUUAACACAUGCAAUGUCACAGUUUUGCAUAUAUUAUCUAAAUUAGACCGUUCUGUGAGAUGACUUAAUUGUGCGUUAAAGUCUAGUCCAAAUGUUACUGUCUUUAAAUGAAAUCCCCUAAUCCUUUCAUAAACUGUCACGGUGGGCUAUAAACACAGGGGGCCGCCUACUGUCAGUCAUUAUCGUUGCAGGACACACGUGAGAGCGGAUAAACACAGUGCACACAUAUAGCAAUCAAAGAUGGAGCGUGCUUCUCUUUGGAUGCCUCAAAUAUAGCUAUGCCUGCUGUGAUGCAGUCGCCAUGGAGACGUCCGUUUCUCGGUAACCCCAGUCACCGUUGCCAUGGCACCCUUGUUUCCACAGAAACCUUCCAGAUGGCUUGGAAGCUAUAUCGAAGAUUGUUAUCAGAAAAGCUUGUCUUGAGUCUCGAAUAAGACAUCACGAUUUGCGUGCGUGAAAUACAAGCCCAAAACAUACGGAGUCACUAUGGCCAGUCACCACGCUCACUCAGUGGCUCCAACAUUGACACACAAAACAAGUUGGAUUUGCCACUAUGAAAUGCGUCCCGAAAUGAACCACGCACCACUUGGAGAAGUGCUAAACCGGAAGAUGUGGAAGGGGAGGCAGCGCGUGAGGAAUUAUGAAUGAACUGGGAGCACGUUGUGUCUGGCCGUGCAGAGUGCAGUACUGCAGGCGCUCAGCAGAGGCUGCUCUUCUCCCACUGAUAAACAUGGUGCCAUUGCAGUGUGCCCAGGUUGUCUUUAACCUUCAAAUGACUGAAUAAGGGCACCAACAGCAUGCCCACCCAACUUGUCUCAGUGCUGCCCCCUGGUGGCUACCAUCUCCUUAAAGAACAGGUGGCUCACCUGAUGUCUCUGACAAUAUUUGCCAAUGAUGUCAAAAAGAUUCAGAGGUGAAAGUAGUUCCAUUUUUCUGCACAGACCUGGAACCCUGACGACCCCAAUUAUACUGCCUCUCAUUUAGGGGCGCAAUGAAUCUGGUCUUCCUGAUGAGCCAGAUUGGCCGAAGUAAAGAGUUGAGACAGAACUCCCACUGGAUCAAUAUUUCUUCCCCUACCCUCCUCCUGACUGGUGUCCUUAAACCCAGACUGGGUGCCUACCAGUUCUCCCCUUCCAAUGGAACACCACUCAAUCCAAAAUGCAAUUGCUUUAAUGACAAAAAAAAAACCAGACGUAUAUAUGUAUAUGUAUUCCACAUACAGUUUUGUAGCUGCAGUUUUCUGACUGCUUUUCUUCUGGAUUUGACACACUGUGAGCUGAUCGAUCAUGGAGUCAAAAUGGAUUCAGGCAGGAGAAUUCAGCUGGAACUGUUCUAUGGACUCUGGCCUUUUUCUAUACUGCUUUCCAAAUAAAAUUCCAAAGGACGGGUUUAAGAAAAAGCCCGCAAUAUUGCAAAAAUUCCUGGUAUUUAACGCAGAUUUCUACCCAUUGUAUUCUUGUCUUAAGGUAAUGAUAUUCAUUAUGGACAAUAACUUAAAAACAGAUUUUGCUUCAAGUCAAAAGUGGCAAAAACUGAGGCGGACCAUAAUUUGCUGAUAUGAAACUGUGAUACAAAUCAAAGACUGUUAGCCAUAUGCCUUUUGUUAGCUCUGUGUACUCUGUAUUGCUAACUGAUACAAACUCCUAUGUAUGUGUGCCUGGUUGCAGCUUUUCCCCUGUCAUAUACACAUGGAGAACAAUACAGAGGCAUAUAUAUAUAUAUAUAUAUAUAUAUAUAUAUAUAUAUAUAUAUACACACACAACACACACACACACACACAUAUACAUGUGCCUGUGUAUGGCUCUGUUUUAUCCCAGAUUAGACUGAUGUCUUGGGAUGGGGCAGAAUAUCACCAGGGGAAGGUUGUGUACGCCAGUAUUUGUUCUGUACUAUGGUGUGCUGUCUUAAACAUGACCCAUAUAAAGAGA
Messenger RNA from Eleginops maclovinus (Patagonian blennie), 4196 nucleotides. RefSeq names its product potassium voltage-gated channel subfamily A member 3. The coding region runs from base 179 to 1777 and encodes 532 amino acids. The record is from RefSeq and is a predicted model, not a curated record. The transcript is spliced from 4 exons. Gene Ontology annotation, biological process: protein homooligomerization; potassium ion transmembrane transport. Lineage: Eukaryota; Metazoa; Chordata; Actinopteri; Perciformes; Eleginopidae. Gene Ontology annotation, cellular component: membrane; voltage-gated potassium channel complex. Gene Ontology annotation, molecular function: protein binding; delayed rectifier potassium channel activity.